UGACCAAAAGAAAUAUUUGUGUACGACAAUCCAAAUAAAAUUAAAAAUGUAUGUCGGUCACUAAAAUAUGUCGUUGGGUUCCCCAUGUGGUGAAGAAUUAUAGCAUUAUAUAUAAAUGAGACUUCAUUAAGUUUCCACAUAUAAUUUACACAUAUUUUAUUUCACCAUAAGAACAACAUGCCUCCAAAACCAAAACCAGGUGCUCCAAGUAAAAAAACUGAGCAAAAAAAGAAGGAAAAGGUUAUAGAGGACAAAACAUUCGGACUGAAAAAUAAGAAAGGCUCUAAGCAGCAAAAAUUCAUUCAACAAGUUGAAAAGCAAGUCAAAACUGGAGGACAUCAUCCCACAAAGGAAGAUCUUAAAAAACUAGAAAAAGAGAAGAAACUGAAGGAACAGAAAGAACUUACUGCCCUUUUUAGACCUGUGCAAACUCAAAAAAUUGAAAAAGGUGCUGAUCCAAAGUCAGUGGUAUGUGCAUUCUUCAAACAGGGUCAAUGUGGAAAAGGUACUAAGUGCAAGUUCUCCCAUGAUCUAACAGUGGAGAGGAAAGCUGAGAAAAGGUCCAUGUAUGUUGAUAUGCGUGAUGGAGAAGAAGAAACUAUGGAAAAUUGGGAUGAAGAGAAACUUAAAGAGGUCAUUGACAAGAAACAUGGCUCAGGAAAAAUGCCCACAACAGAUAUUAUAUGCAAGCAUUUUCUUGAAGCAGUGGAGAAAUCAAAAUAUGGAUGGUUCUGGACAUGUCCCACUGGUGAAAGCUGCAUAUACCGUCACGCCCUACCAUCUGGAUUCGUGCUCAAAAAGGACAAAAAGAAACUGGAGGACAAGGCCAAUGAAAUCACUCUGGACGAUUUGAUAGAAAAAGAAAGAGCAGCUUUAGGGCCGACCCAAACUAAGGUCACCCUAGAAACCUUCCUGGCUUGGAAGAAGAGGAAAAUUCAAGAGAAGAAAGACCAAUUCAAGAAAGAUGAGGACAAGAAACGUAACGAUUACAAGGCCGGUAGGCAAGUCGGUCUUUCUGGUAGGGAAAUGUUCAGUUUCAAUCCAGAACUUGCCAAUGAUAAUGACAUGGAGGAUGGGGAUGAGUUGUUUGAUUCUACUGUUUAUGCUCCUGAAGAGGACACUGAAGUUUAUAAGGAAAUCAAUCUUGAUAUUAUUGGAGAAAGUGCACAAGAAGUUGAUAACACUGGUACACAAGCUACAGAAGACAGGUUUAAAGCUGCAGAUGCUGAUGAAAAUGCAUCAUCAAGUGGAACAACCUCUAAUGCUACUGCAGUACCCAUUAAUGAGAACCUUUUCCUAGAAGAAGACCUAGAUGGACUUGAUGAUGAGCUGAAUGAUUUGGAUCUAGAGGAAUAAUACUAGGGUUGUAUCAUAAAUUUGACCCUAUCGGAUUUUUAGCAUAAUAUUAUCAUUAAAGUUUAAUUGAAAACUGUAAAUAGACAACAUCUCAAAGUUUAUUUGUUUCUUUUUAUUAUUUAUUAUGGAUAAUAUACAUUUGGCUUUAAUCUUAAAAGUAACUGUAGGUAUAAAAAAUAUAUAUUUCAACUUU
This is a messenger RNA of Phaedon cochleariae (mustard beetle), 1549 nucleotides long. Lineage: Eukaryota; Metazoa; Arthropoda; Insecta; Coleoptera; Chrysomelidae. The record is from the annotation of a GenBank genome assembly.